Molecule: messenger RNA, 606 nt
Organism: Andrographis paniculata
Lineage: Eukaryota; Viridiplantae; Streptophyta; Magnoliopsida; Lamiales; Acanthaceae
Exons: 1
Coding region: 1-606 (201 amino acids)
Source: RefSeq, a predicted model, not a curated record
AUGGGCAACUGUUUGACGGCCAAAUCCGACCGCGACGCCACCGCUCGCCGGCGGACUCCCUCCGCCACCGUCGUUUCCGACGCCGGAGAAUUGCGCCAGUUUCCCCUUCCCGUGACCGCCGCUCACGUCUUCCAAUCGCUCUCCUUGUCGCCGGAAUCCUUCUUCAUCUGCAACUCCGAUCGCCUCUACUUCGACGAAUUCAUACCCUCGCUCGACCUCGCCGACGACCUCCAGCCGGCGCAGAUCUACUUCCUCUUGCCGGCCUCCAGGCUCCAGUAUCCGCUCGCCGCCGCCGACAUGGCGGCGCUCGCCGUCAAGGCCAGCGCGGCGCUGGAGCGGAUCAACGGUGGCCGGAAGAGGAAGGCUCGGAUUUCGCCGGUUCUGGCGGCGGAGGAGGAUCCGCAAUCGAAUCAUACGGUCAAUUAUCUCGUUACAAGCGGCGCUGCUUCUGGAAAACCCGCGGCGCCGGCGCCGGCGGUUUCGAGAUCUGGUUCGGUGAGGCGGUUAAGGAGCUACUCAUCGCGACGAGCAAGGCUGGCCGUCCGAUCCUUCAGGAUGAAGCUGACGACGAUCAACGAAGGAUCUUCGUUCCGGCUCACUUCAUAA